AUGUGGUCUUUAGGAUGCAUUGCAGUAGAACUAUUUCUCGGAUUGCCUCUAUUCCCAGGGAGCUCAGAAUAUAAUCAAGUCUCUCGGAUCGUUGAAAUGUUAGGCGUUCCACCACCAUAUAUGAUCGAAGUAGGUAAAACAGCUCACGAAUAUUUCGAACGGUACAUAAAUGAGCAUGGUCAAAAGAAAUAUCGUUUGAAAACGAUGGAGCAGUAUAUGAGGGACAAUAAUUGUGUGGAACAGCCUUCCAAGAAAUAUUUCUCAGCUACAACUUUGCCUGAAAUUAUAAAGUCUUAUCCGGUGAUGAGGAAAGGUGUAACUCAGAAAGAUAUUGAUAAAGAAAUGCAAAAUCGACUAGCCUUUAUUGAUUUUGUGCAAGGAUUAUUGAAUCUCAAUCCCAUUGAACGGUGGUCACCGCAGCAAGCUAAAUUACAUCCAUUCAUAACGGGUGAGAAGUUCACCGGUAAAUUUACGCCGCCAAUGCAACUUAAAUCAUCCAAUAAAUCUAGCACUACAUCCGCACAAUCGGUCCCUUCGUCUACAAAUUCACAAUCAUCAUUACAUUUGACACC
This is a messenger RNA of Dentiscutata heterogama, 572 nucleotides long. The record is from the annotation of a GenBank genome assembly. Lineage: Eukaryota; Fungi; Glomeromycota; Glomeromycetes; Diversisporales; Gigasporaceae.